UAACAGCUUUAAUCCUCUAAAAUGUUUCCUCCAAGGUUUGGGAUGUUGUCUGUUGGACUUGCACAGAGCAUCCGUGGAUGACCGCAUUCUACGCAUGCGCUUUCCGUCCCUAUCCACAUAGCGAGAUCCUUUUCCUCGUAAAUUUCCCGGGUUAGGACAGAAAAAAAAAAUAAUUGAAAGUAUUUUUACCCCCUCUUCAUUGAGUGAAACGGAAAGGUUUGCAUCUCGGCUACAUCCCUCGCGCCAGAUAAACCUGAGCUUCGAAAACAUGUUUUCUCAAGGCGCUUUUUCACCGAACGUGUGCUGAAAUGCAGCUUGUGGAGCAUGGGUACAACUGCCAGUGCCGCACCACAGCCUAUUACUUUAGCGUCACCACUUGAGAGUGUCCACGGCAACGGGAUGGCUGACAGCAGGCAGUCUCUUAACAUGACCCCCUUCCAGACACUCAGCAUUCACAACAACAAGGCCAAGUCCAUUAUCACCAACAAAGUUGCACCUGUCGUCAUCACAUACAACUGCAGACAGGAAUUUCAGAUUCACGAUGAGAUCCUCAAGGCCAACUACAAAGUCGGUCGGAUAUCCGACUCUAUGCCCGAGCACUACCUGGUGCAGGGAGAGUACUUCAUGGUCCAAGAUGUAUACAGCAAAGCAGAUGUCCUAAACACCACGGGCAGCUACGGGGCGCCAAACUUCCGCCAAGUAAAGGGAUCCUAUCCGCUGUAUGGGAUGGGUCAGCCCAGCCUGAAUGGCUUCAAACAGGUUCUCCAGAGACUCCAGGCACAAGGACAAGAGGAGAUUAUAUUCUUCUGUGUAAGAGAGGAGCCGGUGGUGUUCCUCCACAAGGACGACGACUUUGUGCCGUACACCCCAAGGAGGAAGGAAAAUCUACACGAGAACCUUCAUGGACUGGAAAGGGAAGAGAUGGUGGAAAACCUGGAGCUCACCAUCAGGAACGAGCUACACGACUUUGCCAAGCUCAGCGAAAACAUCUUCUAUGUCUACAAUGACAUUGAGUUCUUCAAAGACGAGCCACAAAAGAUACCCAUCACGUGUGAGGAGGACAUCCAUGUGACCGAAGAGGUCUAUAAGAGGCCGAUGUUCACUAUGCCGACUUACAGGUACUACAGGUUACCACUACCAAUGGAGGGAGCGCCAUUGGAAGAAGACUUUGAUGCAUUUGUGAACAUUCUCAGGGAGAGCCCCAGCUUGUCUCUGGGCCAUGAUGCGUCCCGGCAGCUGCCUACACUGCUCUUCAGCUGCCAGGUGGGGGUCGGCCGCACCAACCUAGCCAUGAUCCUGGGCACACUUGUCAUGAAUCGCCUCAGGGGGAAUUCUCAACUUCCAUCACAGAUUGAGGAGGCACCUCCUUCAGAGCCGAGACCACUAUUCCAGGUCAUCCACUCUCUGAUCAACAAGCUUCCUAAUGGACAGCAGGUCAUGGAAGAGGUUGACCAGGCUAUUAGCCUGUGUUCAGAAAUGCACAACAUAAAAGAAGCAAUGUAUGAAAACAAGACUAAGCUGGAAGGGAUUGGAGAAGAUUAUCAAAUUCAGGGAAGCAGUACCAAAGACUACUUUCUCAGCAGAACCAUGCAGAGUUUGGAGCGCUACUUCUACUUAAUAGUAUUUAAUGCCUACCUUCAUGAACAGUAUCCUUUUGCCUUUGUGUCUAACUUCAGUCAGUGGAUGUGCAGCCACACCUGGCUGUACAGGUUAUUGGCCUGCAUGGAUCUGUCAGAGCUGUCGGCUCCGCCUGAGCUGGUCACCAGAGGAGCUCGUGUCCUGGUUGCUGAUGAGUACUUGGCUCCCGACGUGCUCAGCACAGUCAAAGAGAUGAAGGCGGCCAACUUCAGACGAGUGCCCAAGAUGCCUGUUUAUGGAAUGGCUCAGCCCACAUCAGAGGCUACCGGAGCAGUUUUGGCCCAUCUGACAGAUGAAAAGAGGAAGCAUAGCCACGUGUUGUGGGUCAACCUCCAGGAGGAGUUGGUGCUCGAGGGAAAUGGGCAGAUUUUCUCUCCAAGGGAACCUUCAAACCUUGACCAGCACAUAUCUAUCCCAACAUGUGACCCACAGCUGUUAGAGAAAUUGGAGAUGUCCCUGAAGGAGGAGCUUCUACGAGCUCAGAAAUGGCUGGAGGUAACGCUGGAGCGGGAGAAACAGAUGAAGAUGUUUAAAAGCUGCUCCACAGUUCAGGAGAUCUUCAACAAGCACAAAAGCUCCCACCAGGGGCUUGUGUACAAACACAUCCCUCUGCCAGACUGUAGUGCACCCAGGGAGGAGGAUUUUGACAAACUUUUGGAGGCCAUGAAGAGUGCUUUGGCAGAGAAUUCCCACUCUGCCUUUGUAUUUAAUUGCUCUAAUGGCAAAGGCAGGACCACGACCGCUAUGAUUGUUGCUGUUUUGACUCUCUGGCACUUCAAUGGUUUUCCUGAGUUUGCUGAUGAUGAAAUUGUUAGUGUUCCUGACGCCAAGUACACAAAAGGAGAAUUUGAGGUUGUGAUGCAGCUGGUUCGUCUUCUGCCCGAUGGUCACAGGAUGAAGAGGGAGGUGGACUUGGCGCUGGAUUCUGUCAGCGAGACCAUGACACCCAUGCACUAUCAUCUGAGAGAGAUGAUUAUCAGCUCUUACAGACAGAUCAAAACUGAUAAGAAAGAGAAGGAGUGUCAGCAGCUGCUGCUGAGGAGCUUGCAGUACCUGGAGCGCUACAUUUACCUCAUCCUCUUCAACACAUACCUGCAUCUGGAGAAGAAAAACUCUUGGCAGCGCUCUUUCACUCAGUGGAUGGAACAGGUGGCUGCCAGAGCUGGGGUUUAUGACAUCCUCAACCAGCUGGGCUUCUCCGAGUUUGAAGACCCGAGGGACACGCCACUGGCCAGGCUGCGCUGCCGUUGGCAACAGCAAAACAUUCAGUCACUUCCUUUCCGAGGGGAGUUCAUCUGAGAGAGGAUCACUGUGAAUGCACCAAAACAGUACUGUGCUUUUCAGAAAAGAGACAUUCACAAUAACAUUGAUAAGCCUUCACAAUUUUUCUCUGUAUUAUCCAUACCUUCACCACAUCUUUUGUUUUUAAUUUUGCUUUUUGUUCUUUUUUACUCAUCCGUGUUUAUAACAGUUUGUUUUAAUGUCAAGUCUUUUCAACGUUUUGCUGAUGUAUUAGAAGUAAUUUUUUUCCUUCUUUGUGCCUUUUAUAAAUCAACGAUAGACAGAAUUUUAGAGUACUAAUUUCCUUUUUAAUCACAGUCUUUGCUUGUGCCAGCCUUUUAAAUCUUGUCUUUCAAUUAGACAAGAGUUAAAAGUCGCUGCGAAGGAGAGAGACAAAUUCCACUCUGUCAGCCAACAAUUUUAGUUGCGUGUCACAACUGUUUGCUGUUGUGUGACCUGAUAUUUUUCUUGAGUGCUGACCUUUUCCUCUCAACACAGCUAUUAUAAGUGGUCGUGCUUUUCUUUAGAAGAGUCCCUGUGUACAUAUUAAGACUGUUAUUUAAGUACCGAUGCGUCCUUGAGGUUUCUAAACCUUAUGAGAGUGGGAGAGGGUGAUUUUGGGAGGAAUGUUAAACGAGAUGCUGUUAUUCCAAUUUUGUUUUUCUUAGACGUAAUGGCAGUUCUGUGUCACUCUGUUGUACCUGUUUCUUUUUUUUUAACAUGUAAUUACAUGCAGGUACUAGCAUUUUAGAAUUUUUCAUGUUAGAUUUCUGUUGCAUUUCUGUUGCAUGUCAGAGUUGUGUUGCUUAUGAUUUUAAACUCUUUAAAUGGUAAUAUAACCUUUUCUAUAUUUCUGUUGGGUUCCACUAAAGAAGAUUAUGAGUAAAAGAAAGACAAACAUAUUUCUUUUUAUCUUUUGGUAUUAUUUACACUCCUGUCUCUUAUAGAGCCUUCUUUUUAAAACCCCCUUUUUUUAUUGGCCAGCUUUCAGAAGCCUUCCCAUGGGCAGCACCCAGGUUAAUUUACCAUAUUAUUUGAAACAUCCACAUUUAAUAUGAGCAUCCAAUAAUGGAACAUCAUAAAUGAUUGAGAGGGAAGAAAAAUCCCCAUGAAUGUAAUUUAAGAAACCAGAAAUAUAUUUUUCUACUCUCUAAAUAUACAAACAAUGCAGCACUGAUGCUGGCAUUCUGAGCGUAGGAUUGUGUGUGUACUGGUAGUUGCAGCUAAUGUAGCCUCAAGCUUUUGGUCUUCAGUAGAGCUCAGCGGUAAGCUAGAAAGUCUGAUGGUGUUCCCUUUGAAUCAGCUCAGCUCACCAGUCUGUCAACAGGAAUUAAAAUUAUACAUCCAAGUGUAAAUUUAAUGGCUGGAAACAGCCUGGCCUGCAAAGAUUUGGAGUGUAACUUGGUAUAAGAAACACAUGGAACCAAUUAAUGAGGGUUACAUUUUUUCUUAUAUAACUUUUAUAUUGGUGACAUCAGUAAAAAUAAAUGCUCCAUGAUACACAGAUCUGAAAAAAGUUUUGCAUUGUGACCCAAACCCUAAUCAUUUGAUUUUUUACUGAAGUCAUGCAAGUUAGUGUUACAUGUGUCCACAUCUAUGGAGUAACAUUCACUGUAUGGUGUUCUUUAAAGCACUUUUAUAAUUUGAGUAUUUUGUUAUUCCUUAGUUUGCCAAUGUGCAUUUUGUUGCAAAAUAACUUGUAACUCAAGACGUGCUUUAACUCGGAGUCCUGCCUUAUCACCAGAAAAACUACCCAGAAAAAUAAAAAACAAGCUUUUUUACAGAAGCCUCCAACUUCUGUGUGUUCAAAGUCUGUUGUGUAUCAAAUAAUAGAUUCAGGGUAAAGUGAACAAAAAGAUGCAACGACUGAAAAUGAGAUGUUAGAGGAUUUGGUGUAUACCCAUAUUUGUUUGUCUUGAUGAUGCUGUGAGGUUGUGAUCAUACCCUAAUGGCUUAGCUGCCUUCCUAAUUUAACAUUUUUUUCUUCAUAGAGGUAUUGUGUUAUUUUACUGACUGUAUGUGCCAUUUAUUUUCUUAUAUGGAAGCUAAAAUAAAUAACAGAUUUAACUGUC
Messenger RNA from Melanotaenia boesemani (Boeseman's rainbowfish), 4991 nucleotides. RefSeq names its product phosphatase domain containing paladin 1a (gene pald1a). The coding region runs from base 325 to 2937 and encodes 870 amino acids. NCBI's taxonomy places the organism in Eukaryota, Metazoa, Chordata, Actinopteri, Atheriniformes, Melanotaeniidae. The transcript is spliced from 20 exons. The record is from RefSeq and is a predicted model, not a curated record.